CCUGCGUGUGUCCUGGGUGCAUCGCUGCGUGUCCCAUGUGCACCCCGUGUGCAUCCUGUGUGUGUCCUGGGUGCACCCUCUGUGCAUCCCAUGUGCACCCUGGGUGCACCCUGGGUGCAUCCCGUGGGCGUCACUGCGCAUCCUGUGUGCACCCCGUGUGCAUCCCGCGUGCGUCCUGGGUGCAUCGUUGCGUGUCCUGUGUGCGCCCCGGGUGCAUCCCGGAUGCAUCACUGCACGUCCCGGGUGCACCCUGUGUGCAUCCCGCGUGUAUCCUGUGUGCACCCUGGGUGCAUCCCAUGUGCAUCCCGUGGGCGUCACUGCGCAUCCUGUGUGCGCCCCGUGUGCAUUGCUGCAUGUCCUGGGUGCACCCCGUGUGCAUCCCGCGUGCGUCCUGGGUGCAUCGUUGCGUGUCCUGUGUGCGCCCCGGGUGCAUCCCGGAUGCAUCACUGCACGUCCCGGGUGCACCCUGUGUGCAUCCCGCGUGUAUCCUGUGUGCACCCUGGGUGCAUCCCAUGUGCAUCCCGUGGGCGUCACUGCGCAUCCUGUGUGCACCCCGUGUGCAUCCCGCGUGCGUCCUGGGUGCAUCGUUGCGUGUCCUGUGUGCGCCCCGGGUGCAUCCCGGAUGCAUCACUGCACGUCCCGGGUGCACCCUGUGUGCAUCCCGCGUGUAUCCUGUGUGCACCCUGGGUGCAUCCCAUGUGCAUCCCGUGGGCGUCACUGCGCAUCCUGUGUGCGCCCCGUGUGCAUUGCUGCAUGUCCUGGGUGCACCCCGUGUGCAUCCCGCGUGCGUCCUGGGUGCAUCGUUGCGUGUCCUGUGUGCGCCCCGGGUGCAUCCCGGAUGCAUCACUGCACGUCCCGGGUGCACCCUGUGUGCAUCCCGCGUGUAUCCUGUGUGCACCCUGGGUGCAUCCCAUGUGCAUCCCGUGGGCGUCACUGCGCAUCCUGUGUGCACCCCGUGUGCAUCCCGCGUGCGUCCUGGGUGCAUCGUUGCGUGUCCUGUGUGCGCCCCGGGUGCAUCCCGGAUGCAUCACUGCACGUCCCGGGUGCACCCUGUGUGCAUCCCGCGUGUAUCCUGUGUGCACCCUGGGUGCAUCCCAUGUGCAUCCCGUGGGCGUCACUGCGCAUCCUGUGUGCGCCCCGUGUGCAUUGCUGCAUGUCCUGGGUGCACCCCGUGUGCAUCCCGCGUGCGUCCUGGGUGCAUCGUUGCGUGUCCUGUGUGCGCCCCGGGUGCAUCCCGGAUGCAUCACUGCACGUCCCGGGUGCACCCUGUGUGCAUCCCGCGUGUAUCCUGUGUGCACCCUGGGUGCAUCCCAUGUGCAUCCCGUGGGCGUCACUGCGCAUCCUGUGUGCACCCCGUGUGCAUCCCGCGUGCGUCCUGGGUGCAUCGUUGCGUGUCCUGUGUGCGCCCCGGGUGCAUCCCGGAUGCAUCACUGCACGUCCCGGGUGCACCCUGUGUGCAUCCCGCGUGUAUCCUGUGUGCACCCUGGGUGCAUCCCAUGUGCAUCCCGUGGGCGUCACUGCGCAUCCUGUGUGCGCCCCGUGUGCAUUGCUGCAUGUCCUGGGUGCACCCCGUGUGCAUCCCGCGUGCGUCCUGGGUGCAUCGUUGCGUGUCCUGUGUGCGCCCCGGGUGCAUCCCGGAUGCAUCACUGCACGUCCCGGGUGCACCCUGUGUGCAUCCCGCGUGUAUCCUGUGUGCACCCUGGGUGCAUCCCAUGUGCAUCCCGUGGGCGUCACUGCGCAUCCUGUGUGCACCCCGUGUGCAUCCCGCGUGCGUCCUGGGUGCAUCGUUGCGUGUCCUGUGUGCGCCCCGGGUGCAUCCCGGAUGCAUCACUGCACGUCCCGGGUGCACCCUGUGUGCAUCCCGCGUGUAUCCUGUGUGCACCCUGGGUGCAUCCCAUGUGCAUCCCGUGGGCGUCACUGCGCAUCCUGUGUGCGCCCCGUGUGCAUUGCUGCAUGUCCUGGGUGCACCCCGUGUGCAUCCCGCGUGCGUCCUGGGUGCAUCGUUGCGUGUCCUGUGUGCGCCCCGGGUGCAUCCCGGAUGCAUCACUGCACGUCCCGGGUGCACCU
Struthio camelus australis is the source of this 2067-nucleotide messenger RNA. The record is from RefSeq and is a predicted model, not a curated record. NCBI's taxonomy places the organism in Eukaryota, Metazoa, Chordata, Aves, Struthioniformes, Struthionidae.